This is a messenger RNA of Lutzomyia longipalpis, 2190 nucleotides long. Its product is annotated as BOS complex subunit NCLN. Gene Ontology annotation, cellular component: endoplasmic reticulum membrane. Gene Ontology annotation, biological process: regulation of signal transduction. NCBI's taxonomy places the organism in Eukaryota, Metazoa, Arthropoda, Insecta, Diptera, Psychodidae. The transcript is spliced from 5 exons. Bases 308 to 1969 code for a protein of 553 amino acids. The record is from RefSeq and is a predicted model, not a curated record.
CUCAAUUUCUAACUUUAUUUAUUAUUUAAAAUUAUAAGUUUAAAUACCUACAAUAGAAUAGAAAGUUUCAUUCCAAAUCGGGCAAAAAUUUCUAAGACUUGAAAGAAAUAAUUUUGUUUGAAGUUUUUUUUUUAUCAAUUACAUAAGCUGUGCCAAUAUAAAGAGUGCGAGCAUAGCUGAAACGUCAUCCGGGUGAAAAGUGAAUUUUUCUGAUUUGUUGAUUUUAUCACGUGGAUCACAUUUCUCGCGAGGUACAAGCACUACGAGGUAUUCCUUGGAUUUAUUUGGAAGAUCCUGCCGUGCCGAAAUGUUUGAGGAAGCUGACAAUUUUGCGGAUAUCUUCCGUGGGGGCCUUCCGUACUACCUCCUCUUUACGCUGCCCAUCCUCAUCAUCUGCUCCUCCAAUCCCGUCCUGGCCUCCAGUGAAUUCUCAGUCCAGCGAAUGGCACAAUUUGAUGUUCAUGGAACACCCUACGGAUGUAGGGCUUCUGUGCUAAAUUUAGAAGCAAAAUCCCUCUACACCUGGGCAACUUCGAGGCACUGUGUACUGACGCGACUUCAAGACAUGACAAUUGAUCAAUUCCGGGAGAUACGAGCAAAAGCCGGUGGGCUGAUUGUCCUUCUACCGGAAGACAUUGGAAGUCUAUCGGUGGAUGAUAGACAACAUAUCCUCCUACUGGAGCAGGCAAUGAUGGCUCAGGAAGUAUCCAUCCCAGUCUACUUCUCUACGUACAACGGGAAUUUGGAGGGUAUCAUAAAAGAGGUGACAGCCAAUUCAAAUGCAAAGCCAGGGCAACGUGAAUCCGCCUUGACGGAGAUCUUGAGCUCAAUCUCAGCCAAUGGGUAUCAAACUGUUGUCUCCGGUGCGAGUCAUUCGCCCAAUAAGCAGAGCAAAAUCCCCAUAAUUCAGGGAGAGCUGGUACCAUCGUCCAUGGGAAUGCAUAAACCUUCCGGAGAUGCCAACCGGAAUACCGUUGAGAUUAACCCAAAACUCCCUCUCAUCAUCAUCACAUCCCACCUGGACACAUUUGGGCUCCUCAAUGAGCACCUCGCCAAUCUCGAUGUGGCCGUCUUUCUCACCCUCAUGGACUUGAUGAGUAAACUCCACAGCACCAUGUCCACGGCACCAAAGUACCGCAUAAUGUUCCUCCUCUCCGAAUCGGGGAGUCUCCUCAAUUUCCAGGGCAUGAAGAAGUGGCUGGAUACGAAUGUGGAUGAAAAUGUGGCAAUACAAAAUGCCGAAUUUGUCCUCUGUCUCGAUGCCAUUGGCCAGGGGGAUGCCGCCACGUUGUUCAUGCACGUGUCAAAGCCACCAAAGGAGGGGACACACAUGAAUAAUUUCUACAAACACCUCAAAAUAGCCGCACAGCGGUUUGGGAAUGUCACCGUGGAGGGUGUUCACAAGAAAAUCAAUCUAGCUGAUCUCAUUCUAGCGUGGGAGCAUGAAAGAUUCAGUAUGAAACGAAUGCCGGCAUUUACACUUUCUAGUCUCAAGAGUCACAAAGAUCCUCUGCGAACAACCAUUUUUACAGACACAAAUCCAUCUAGUCUUGAAGUACUCGAAACUUAUACAAAAAUUCUAGCUGAAUCACUCGCUAGCUACAUUUACAAUCUCAAUGAGGCGGAAAUUUUUACGGGAUCAAUGGCUGUGACGCAGAAUUCCCUAAAGCCCUGGCUCAACAUCAAGUCAACCCUUCAGAAUAAUGACCUAAAGAAUGCAUUUAACAAAUAUCUCAAGAAUGUCAAGCAAACGUACGAGAAGCCUGAUGUUAGGGAGCCUGAUUUUAUGCUCUACGAAGGACAAGAAGGUCUUCUCAAUAUCUACAGUGUCAAACCAGCUGUGUUUGAUCUAUUCCUCACCUUCCUGAUAGCUGCCUAUUUGGGUGCCAUUUACUGCAUCAUUAUUUACUUUCCAAUACUCUACGGUGUUAUAUGCAAGUGGAAUACUAGCAAAGUUAAAAUUAAUUGAGUUAGCUCAUGGGCCCAACCUCAAGCUCCCCAAAAUGUGACGAGCCAAUUGAUUAGUUCCACACGGUGUUUGGAUAUUCCCGCCAAUUUUUACAGAGGAAAUCAUCAAGAAGAAAAUGAAUCAGGUAUCAUUUCCCAUGUGGUCGGGUUAAUCACACAAAAAAAAAAGAAGUCAUAAUCAGGCAUUAUUACAAUAAAUUUCAUCCAAUUUAGUUGAGAAAA